Molecule: messenger RNA, 1718 nt
Organism: Xenopus laevis (African clawed frog)
Lineage: Eukaryota; Metazoa; Chordata; Amphibia; Anura; Pipidae
Gene: tmem106b.L
Product: transmembrane protein 106B L homeolog
Cellular component (GO): late endosome membrane; lysosomal membrane; plasma membrane
Source: RefSeq, marked predicted
GGCAUGUGCUAAAGAAUUAUGGGGAAAGGGUUUUCACACAUUCCCCCCAGUGCUUUAAAAGAUGGACCAGAUGAUCCGUGUUCACCCUGUGAUGACACAGAUGGACUGAUACCAUCAGAUGGCAGUGAUAAAAACAGGGCUGGAGAUGCUGCCCAUUUCCCAUAUGUAGAAUUUACUGGAAGAGACAGUGUUACUUGUGCCACCUGCCAAGGAACCGGUCGAAUUCCAAGAGGUCGAGAAAACCAGCUUGUGGCAUUGAUACCAUACAGUGAUCAGAGACUACGACCAAGACGAACAAAACUUUAUGUCACCGUUUCUGUCAUAGUUUGCUUGCUCCUCUCAUGCCUGGCUGUGUUUUUCCUCUUUCCACGAUCCAUUGAUGUACAUUACGUUGGGGUAAAGUCCGUUCUUGUCAAUUAUGAUGAGCAAAAGCAGUUGGUCUAUUUAAACAUCACGAACACCAUAAAUAUAACAAAUAACAACUUUUAUUCUAUCGAAGUGGAAAACGUAACUGGACAAGUUCAGUUCUCUAAAACCGUCAUUGGGAAGGCAAAAUUGAACACUGUUAUCAAAAUUGGACCACUUGACAAUAAACAGAUUGACUACUCAGUACCUACCACAAUUGGAAAUGAAUUUGACUACAUGUAUUCCUUUUGCACAUUUCCGACUAUAAAGGUUCACAACAUAGUGGUGGAGAUGCAAGUCAUCGUCACCAUUUCCUACUUGGGGCACCCUGAGCAGUUAUCUCAAGAAGUUUAUCAGUAUGUAGACUGUGGAGCAAAUGCAACUUAUCAUCAUGGCCAAUCAGACCUAACUAUUUUCAAUCAACCAUAAUUAAAGUAAUGCAGAAAGUGUGGAGGGGGGGCAUGUUGCUGCUAUCCACUUGCUGUAUAGUUUUGCCCUCUUCUACCAGUUUUGCGCUUACAACAUUAAACAGAAAUUCAUUUAACCAGAACCACUAAUACUACAAUAAUACAAUUUAAAAAAAAAGACAACGGUAGCUAAGGCUCUGUUCCAAUAACAUAUUUUAAUUUUUCUUGGCAUUUUAGUGUUUUACCAUUCAAGUAAUAUGUUUUGUGCAUGUUAUUUCAUGUACUUCUGCAUAUGCUUUUAAAAUAUUGUAUUCAUAUUUCAGUAUAGUUCUGGAUUUUGUAGUGGGUGUCCUUUUGUUUUGUUUUUUAUUAAUGCUUGAAGUGAUGGCAAAAGUGCAUCUGUUUUGAAAUCUUUGUUUUUUUUAUGUUCUUUAUUACAGAUUUAAUAAUAUGUUGAAGGAAGCUUUAUGAUGACUUGCAAGUCUAAUGAAAAAUUAAAUAUUCUGUUUCUUUUUUCUUCAAGCAUUUUGGGUACCAGUAGCCUAUCCCCAAGGUUACUUAUCCACUUUACAUAACAUAACACUUUCAACAUUAACAGCUCCUGUUUUGGAGAGACAAUCUCUGGCAGGUUUUGGGGAACGUGUUAAGCUUCAUAGUGAUAUCAGUGAGAAGAAAUUCAUGGCAAGUAAGUAGGUAUUUUGACCACCGCUACAUAUAAUGGCAAUCCAAAUGCCGUAUGUAAUAUAACCUUAAAUCAUUCAUAUACGAUAAAAUGAUCUUCUCAACCCAUAGUUUAAAAACUGCAUGACUUACAUGCUUAUUACAGGUAUGGAAACUGUGACCCAGGUCCCACGCAUUCUGGAUAACAGAUCCCAUACCUGUACUCUGUGCUGCUCAAUUCGUUGC